AUGAACAGUGUGGCAAUCCACGACGUCACUUUCUCCGAUGGCACAAAAAUUGCCCAAGGCGCUUGCUGUGUGCUGGAAUCGAAAUUGCUCGAUGAUAAAACAUAUCCAUCUCCAAACGAAUUCGACCCCAAUCGCUUCCUGCAGACUUAUGCGAAGCCUCAACAGCCUGCACUCCCCAAGCCGAGCUUUGUAGCAACCAGUGUGGAGCAUUUGGGAUUCGGUGAGUUACCACGCCGUGUAAAUCGGCCUUGA
Molecule: messenger RNA, 252 nt
Organism: Cercospora beticola
Lineage: Eukaryota; Fungi; Ascomycota; Dothideomycetes; Mycosphaerellales; Mycosphaerellaceae
Source: RefSeq, a predicted model, not a curated record